This is a messenger RNA of Lithohypha guttulata, 1104 nucleotides long. RefSeq lists its product as uncharacterized. Lineage: Eukaryota; Fungi; Ascomycota; Eurotiomycetes; Chaetothyriales; Trichomeriaceae. The transcript has a single exon. The record is from RefSeq and is a predicted model, not a curated record. The coding region runs from base 1 to 1104 and encodes 367 amino acids.
AUGGCAGCUGAAAAACAGCCUGAAACUGCGACUGGAGUCGGCGAGACCGACAUCUCCAAUGACCAGCCGGAUCAAAAUUCUGGAAUGACCGAGCAAUUAAAGGCUGCUCUCGAACAGAUUUUUCAUAACACAUCAACUGAAGUAGAAGUUGAAGUGACCGAUACGGUGAGCUCGAUCCCUCAAGAGCUGUUGAGGUUAGGAAAUGAAGGUGGACAUAACUUGCGAAAACCAUCCGCUUUCCGAUGGCGCCUGCGACACCAAAAAGAUGCUUCUCAACCAGCAUCACGCCUUGCUGAGAAAACAGACGAUGUUUUCAAACAUACUGAUACUACACCAUGGCUCCAGCUCGAUUUGAACGGUAAGAGAUCGUUUUGGGAGCGCAAGACUUCACCGGGCGAACUUGUCGAGAGCCAUACCCUUUCAAGUCCCACUACACCGCUUUGUAGUGAUAAUUCCUGGAUCAAGCACGAAAAGCCUCGCCCGGCUAACGCUGGGCUCUGCACUACAUUCACAAACGAGGUUAACAAGCCACUUGCAUCUCGAAUUGAGAAACUGAAAAGCUUGAACUUCCACAUGACUAAUUCUGAGGAAAAGGAUCAGACAGCGCAGACGCAAAAGGCGCAUCCUGAAUUACGAAAGCGGAAUAAAGAUGGAGCCAUUGAACCAACUCUGUCUGACAAAAUCGACGCUGCAGAGCUAGUACGAGACAGGCUGGACGCAAAGUUGAAGUCUACGUUAGCCAGCCAUGUAAGACUUCAAAAUCAGCUAGAUGACUUGUUAGGUAUGCACACCUCAGGAAGAUUGGGACAUAUGCCUGAGUUCGAUGCAGACUCGGCUACGACAUCAAGAGAGGUACCAAGAGAUGAUACAAUCCAAUUGCUCGACACGAAGAAUCCACGCUUGAUGGAGAUCUGGGCCUUUGACCACAUCAGCGUAGAUUGGGCAACGUCUCAAACACUCAAUCGCGCCUACACACUUGCACAUCAGCUUCGAGAUCAAAUCAACGAAGUCACAAUUAGUGCCUUGUAUCACAGGGCACAACCAGGCAGUGUUGAGGCAGAGCAGAUCGAUCAUAUCGUCUCGUACCUCGAGAACAAGCGAUAA